This is a messenger RNA of Triticum dicoccoides, 2565 nucleotides long. Its product is annotated as chaperone protein ClpC3, chloroplastic-like. The record is from RefSeq and is a predicted model, not a curated record. The transcript has 10 exons. Gene Ontology annotation, biological process: cellular response to heat. The coding region runs from base 1 to 2565 and encodes 854 amino acids. Gene Ontology annotation, cellular component: cytoplasm. Gene Ontology annotation, molecular function: ATP binding; ATP hydrolysis activity. Lineage: Eukaryota; Viridiplantae; Streptophyta; Magnoliopsida; Poales; Poaceae.
AUGGCAUUACAGUGCUACGUCCCUCUGGUGAAGCCCCAACUGGCCCAAGUCUACAUCAGCCCUUCCCUUAACACGAUACAGAUUCCAGGUUCUCUAAAUAUACACGAAAUAAUGGCCCUGCAGAGCCAGUGCUACGCCCCUCUGCUCAAGCCUCAACUGGCCCAAGUCUCGGCCAGCCCUUCUCUCAACGCGAUGCGGAUUGCAGGCUAUGGAGCUGCACUUGCAGUGGUGGCAGGAACGACCUUGCUUGGGCCACCUUCUCUUCGAUCACCCCAAAUAACCAGGAGGCGUCCCUCGGUGGUUUCGAUGGCUCAACGCCGCAAUGCUAAGGUGUCGGGUCUAAGAGCAGCACACGCUCCCGCGGUUACUCCUGGCCUCGGCUUCAGAUCAACAGAGCAAGGUUUGAGGAUUUCAUCGUCGAGAGGGAAAAAGGAUGAUCGUUUCGUCACCAGAGCAAUGCUUGAGGGUUUCACUGAGCACGCGUUAGAUGUCAUGGCUCUCGCACAAGAGGAGGCACGACUUUUUUUAGGCCAGCACAACCUUGCAAACGUAGCACGUAUCGUCGCACACAACAUAGUUAUAGUUGCCGUGGGCUAUGCGCUUGAUGAGUCGCAGAUCUUCCGAAGGAUUUUUCAAGCCACACGUGGUCAAGCGGUUGGUGCUCGUGUUGUGGCAGGAAGCAGUGAAGCUAAGAUGCCGACACUCGAGGAGUAUGGAACGAAUCUUACAAAAUUAGCACAGGAGGGGAAGUUAGCACCUGUUGUCGGAAGGGAAAAGGAGAUCGAGAGUGUCACGCAAAUCUUGGGCAAAAUGAAGAAGAAGAAUCCCUGCCUGAUUGGAGAGCCUGGUGUUGGGAAAACGGUGAUAGUCGAAGGGCUUGCUCUACGCAUCGUUGCCGGGGAUGUGCCUGAAACAAUUCAAGGGAAAACGGUUAUCAGCCUUGAUAUGGGGCUUCUGGUUGCUGGUACCAAAUACCGUGGAGAGUUCGAAGAAAGGCUGAAGAACCUGAUGGAAGAAAUCAAACAGAACGGCGAGGUAAUACUGUUCCUCGAUGAAGUUCACACUCUGGUAGGAGCAGGAGCAGCAGAAGGUGCUAUCGACGCUGCCAAUAUACUGAAGCCAGCAUUGGCAAGAGGUGAAAUUCAGUGCAUCGGAGCCACCACAUUCGACGAAUACGCGAAGCACAUUGAGAAAGACCCUGCACUGGAGAGGCGCUUCCAGACGGUGAAAGUUCUAGAGCCCACGGUUGAUGAAGCCAUAGGAACUCUCAAAGGGCUCCAGGAGGGGUACGAGGACCACCACAAGGUCAAAUAUUCCAUGGAAGCGCUGAUCGCCGCUGCUCGGCUCUCGCACCGAUACAUCAGUAAUCGUUUCCUCCCGGAUAAAGCCAUCGACUUGAUUGAUGAGGCGGGAUCUCAAGUCAGGCUACGACAUGGCAAGUUACCUGAGGAAGUCAAAGAUCUUUGCAAGAAGCGUGAGGAAAUCAUCAAACGGAGGGACGACGCCGUCCGUUGCCAGAAUUUCGAGCUGGCGAAAGAGCUUCGCAUGGAAGAGCUGGAGCUCACGUCCAAGAUCACGUCUGCCGUGCCGACGGUCACCGAGGCGGACAUCCAGCGCGUCGUCUCCUCGUCGACGGGCAUCCCCGUGGAGAGGGACUCCGCGGACGAGUCGGCCGGGCUGCUAACGAUGGAGGAGACCCUGCACCGGCGCGUCGUCGGCCAGGACGAGGCCGUCAAGGCGGUGAGCCGCGCCAUGCGCCGCUCGCGCGCCGGCCUUCGGGACCCCAGCCGGCCGAUCGCCAGCUUCGUGUUCGCCGGCCCGACGGGCGUGGGCAAGACGGAGGUCGUCAAGGCGCUCGCCGCGUGCAACUACGGCUCGGAGGAGGCCAUGGUCCGGCUCCACAUGAGCGAGUACAGCGAGCGGCAUGCCGUUGCUAAACUGAUCGGAGCGUCCCCGGGCUACGUCGGGUACGAGGAGGGCGGGCAGCUGACGGAGGCGGUGCGCCGGCGGCCGCACGCGGUGGUGCUGUUGGACGAGAUCGAGAAGGCGCACAGGGACGUGUACAACAUGCUGCUGCAGGUGCUGGAGGACGGCCGACUGACGGACGGCAAGGGGAGGACGGUGGACUUCCGGAACACGAUCAUCAUCAUGACCUCCAACGCCGGCAGCGGGGAGAUGACGGGCGUGAUGGUCGAGAAGGACAUGAGGGAGAAGCACGGGUUCCCGCCGGAGUUCCUGAACCGUCUCGACGAGGUGAUCGUGUUCCGGGAGCUCACCAGGCCGGAGAUGAAGGAGAUCGCCUCCAAGAUGCUGGAGGAGGUGGUCCGGCGGAUGAGGGAGAAGGGGAUGGAGCUGCGGGUGACGGAGAGGUUCAAGGAGGUGAUGGCCGAGGAAGGGUACGACCGCAGCUACGGCGCGCGGCCGCUGCGGAGGGCCAUCACCAGGCUGCUGGAGGACAAGCUGGUGGACAUGAUGCUCGCCGGGGAGGCCAAGGAAGGGGAUUCGUUGACUGUAGAUGUUGACCCCGAGGGGAACGUGGUCGUCCACAACCGACGGGCUGGCUGA